AUGGAUCAGGGUUUCAAAUGGAACCCCGCCUUUACACUUCGGGUGGGCAUUGGGGAGCAUAAGGAUCUAGUAGGGGAAAAUCUCCAGUUUGCAAUCAUCGGAGGCGCCCUCGAGACUAAGAAGGGAUUCACACCACAGUUGAAGUCUACAUCAAUCUCUGGCGCUGACGCAGCAACCUUGACAGAGGAACAGUUACUACUCAACGUCAAAGCAGAGCAUGUUACAGUCAAAGACGACCUAAGCCCGGAGUCCAACAAAAAGGUGCGAUAG
This is a messenger RNA of Penicillium canescens, 270 nucleotides long. RefSeq lists its product as uncharacterized. The transcript is spliced from 4 exons. Lineage: Eukaryota; Fungi; Ascomycota; Eurotiomycetes; Eurotiales; Aspergillaceae. The record is from RefSeq and is a predicted model, not a curated record. Bases 1 to 270 code for a protein of 89 amino acids.